AGCCAUGCUUAGUCGGUGCAGCCUCAAAUUUCUUCUCCUCAAUCCUGCUGUUUAUUUCAAAAGUGUUGUCCAAGAAGCCAAGGCAGUGAUUGUGGCUGGUGGAACUAUGCAACCGGUAUGACAACUUCGCACAUGUGUGUGUGGAACGGCAGAAUUUUGUAAACCUUCUACUGACCUCCACCAGAAAGUUAUGUUUUUGCCUUGGUUUAAUUUCUUGUAUGUGUUUGCCUGACAGUAGGAUAAUUGAAAAACAAUCACAUAUAGUUAUACCGUAAUACCAAAGCUGUGCAGCUAAUGGUCACAGGUCGAGGAAAAAAUGAUGAAAUUUCAGUUUAGCUAGGAUGAAGAUUGGAUAAGAAAUUUAGAAACGUUCGCCUUGCUUUUCUGGGUUGAAAAGAACUGAAUCCGUAAUUAGUGCAUAUAUGAUUUAUGAAUAUUCAACAUUUCCUAGUGGAGGUAUGCAGUCAUUGAGUGCUGCUAGCUUAUAUAUGUUUUUCUCGAUUUAAAUUAUUAGGUGUCAGAGUUUAAACAACAAUUGUUGUAUUCAUGCUCAUUGUCCACAGGGGUUAUCGCCGAAUUUUCAUGUGGUUAGUAAAGCCUGGCUCACACUGUCUAGCGAUUUUGUCGGCGAUUUUCUCUUCCCGACGGAUACGAAUGAGUGAACUCUCGGCCAAAAGUAGGGAAUCGGUUUUUGGAAGUAUAAAUUUCUAAGUGUUUUCCAUGUCACUCGAUUCAGUCACAUCCUCCAGGAAGAGAAAAUCGCCGAUAAAAUUGCUAGUGUGAACCAUAGUCGAUAGAGACAUAAUAGACCUCAUUAUCUUAUUAUUGUUUUUAUUUUGGUUUAUGCAAAAAAUGGUCAGUUCAUCGUCACGUGUGUAUUGUAUUUUAGCUAGAGCAAACCAAUAGCUAUGUUUUCAUUUAACCAUUGUGUAGUAUUACGACUAUAGGUAAUUAAACGAACACACUGCUAUUGGUUGGUUGGGCGAAAAAUAAUACACACGUGACGAUGAACCGACCAUUUUUUGCAUAAACCAAGACAAAAACAUAGAUAACAAGACGCCCGCUCGGCGUUAACCUCGGGUCGGUGGAUAGGGCAUCGUCUGGUAAAUAUGCAAAAAUCGUGUAAAUCACGAUAGUUUAAUAGUUCACUAGUAUAAAUGGUGAAUCAGUCAAUCAAAGCUCCGUUUUAACAUUUUAUUGAUAAUAGUUAAAUACAGGAACAAUUUAGAGAAUUUACUGACGCAAUUAUUUAACUGUAUUUAUUCAUUAUUUGGGAUAUUUUGUGGACGAGUGAAUGAUAUACAUAACUACUUCAUCUUGUAUUUAGUAACACUAACAGACAAUAUUAUCAGUCUAUUUGUUGAUUGCACAUAGCAGAACGACAGUCACUUCAGAUAUUUUUAAAAUAUAUCAAAGUACCGAAAAUAUAAUUAGGUGCAUAUAACUGAUCCAUCAUUAGUAAUAGUUGUACCACAGUCGAAAAAUGUAAUGAGUGGACAGUUGGCUUGUUGUCUACCAGUUAGAGUAAGAACCAUCCAUAAAAUGCUUAGCAGUAUCAAACAAGUGAAAGUUGGCCGUGGUAUUCCCAUGCUAUGCAUACGAAGUAUUGUACAUUAUAUCAACAUAUACUCGAGAAUAUAGUUAUUCGGCUAAACAUGUAUGUCAAAAUUAUCACAUCUUCUGGUUUUAAAUCAACAAUUUUGACGGAUUUUGUGCAAGGACAGCUUCGGGUUCGUUUCGCUUUGGCCGAUGCUUGAAAUUUCCCGGAAGUACACUUAUAUACCGGAAGUUGUCGUCUCCUCCGCAGGCUCUUCGACUACGCGCACGGCUCGACACAAAAUGGAAAAAAAAUAGGAGCCGAAUUUAUGACCUCGGUGUCGUACCGACCCGAGGUAAUGAGGUCUAUUUAGAGACCUUAAGAUUGACGUUUACGGCAAACGUCAAACCGCUAGCGAGGUUUAUGAUUUUACAACUCUAUUAUAAUAGCUUUUACACCAGUUUUGAAAUAUGUUGAACUUAUCAAACUUGUGCUCUUUAGCAAUGAUUUAAGAAAGCAAAUUAACCACUAGUCAUGCCAUUCACCAAAGCAGUAAAUUAAAAUUUGGCGUUUGAAGUUGACGUUUGGCGUAUAAAUUCCAUGCUUGAACUGCUACGAGGGCUUGUAGUCGUUAAAGCAUGAAAUGUAUACGCCAAACGUCAACUUCAAACGCCAAAUCUUAAUUUACUGCUUUGGUGAAUGGCAUGAUUUGUGGUUAAUUUGCUUUCUUAAAUCAUUGCUAAAGAGCACAAGUUUAAUAAGUCUAAAAUAUUUCAAAACUGGUGUAAAAGCUAUUAUAAUAGAGUUGUAAAAUCAAAAACUUCGCUAGCGGUUUGACGUUUGCCGUAAACGUCAAUCUUAAGGUCUCUAUUAUAGACCGAUGACCUUCAGUUCAGUUUGGCUCGGAAAUAAGUCAAAAUGACACGAGUUAAUAUCAGCACAAUGUAUUAAUUCUGAAUUAUUUCCAAGCUAAAUUAACUUGGAAACACUUUGUCACCUUAAGCAAUAAGCCCGUUUUCCACUUCACCAUUUCGCUCUUCGCCCCGCCCUCGAUUGCAUUAACUUAGAACAACAUUUCCAGUUCACUUUUUAUACAUCACUCUGAUUUUCCAUUUAACAUAGUCGAGCCUCUAGUCCUGGACUAGGGUACACUUUGAUUGACGUUGGACAAAGCUACCGUUCGGUCGGACACCAAUACACUCGGGUCGGACAAACGAUAAACCUCAGUUUCACUUUGGUCGGACAGAAUGACCGGUGGUUUCCUCACUACGUCGGAUAAUUUCACCAAUGGGUCGGACAAUGUCCGUGACCGACCAAUAUUUUAAGGCCUGAGCGCAUUUGAUCAUAUUGAUAUGUAAAUUUGCGCUAUAGAAAUGCCAAUCGUAAUCGUUAUAACAGAACAGUUACAACCAUUAGUGAGUGUACUUGAACCGGUAACUAAUUAGCAUUUUAAUUUAUUUAUUUUUAUGGGUUACAAGGGUACAUACCACGUAUUAAAUUGCUCAUGAAUUUUCCAACAUAGAAACAUAUAGUAUUUAUUGUAUAUACACAAUGACAUCUUGUUCUAAUUUUAUUUACAGGUCAUAUCAUUCCCGCAGAUCAUUUGUUGGCUGUUGCUUUGACCAAAGGACCAUCUGGAGUUGAACUGGAUUUUACUUAUCAAUCAAGAGAUUGUAAGGCCAUGGUAAGACUUGUAUGAUUACAUUCCUUUGCAUAUCAGCCUGUUUCGCACACUCUGGAAAGUGUACUACCGUAGUAUGGCUUUAAAGUCCAAAUUGUGCUAGGCUGCUACGAGUUAGACUUUGUAGAUGACGCUAUUCUGAAUGACUCUACACUGGAAGCUAAAAACUAUCUUGACCGUGGGCGUGGUGGGAAUCGGAAUCCUCGACCUCCAAUGCUCUACCAUGCAACUGAGCUAUGAGAUCAUGUCAGUCCGAACAGGUGAUAUGUUGGAACGUAGUUUAUUUCUUUCGAUAUCUGUGUUUAGCAUAUACUCUCGAGGUGAACAGUGCUUUUCGUGCAAUUUGAUUGAUUGUUCAGCUCCAGAUAUAUUCUUGCACUAUUCACCUCCGGACCAAAACAAAAUGUCUUCCCGUUUCGUUCCGGUUACAAACGGGCAAAUGUUUUUACCAAACGAAGCUACAAAUAGAAAGAAAGCUACAAAUUUUUGUUUAUAGGGUUUAGUGAUAUUAUUUAAGAUUAUUCCUAAUGAGUAAAAUUACUAAAAGCUUGUAAAUACUGUUUUCUGUUCAACUAUUGUGCAAGCUGUAUAAAUACAAAUUGUUUUUAAAAUAUUUUCCCUGAAGGGUAUCCUUGCACUUUUCACUUAUGAUUUAAAUCUAUAAUGAUUAUGAGCUGGUCUUCAUUCUUCCCAUUGAGUUAUCGCGUCAACAGGGAUUGGUAGCGUGUUUUAUAGAAUUUAAGUGCACUUAAUAUUUUCGUGAUGACUCAACGCUUCUCUAGGAGGACGUGCAGUGUUUCAAUUGUAUAGAGCAGCAGUAAUAGGUGUUUCGGAUCGCGCUCGGGGACAUCGAAUUUUUUGUUGUUCUCUGCAGUGUUAGAGAGUUCAGAUUACGAGGCUAACAAGGAGCGACCAAGAACACUGUGUAUUAGUUGGUUGUAAGUGAUUUUCGUGUUUGUUGACGUUUGUUGACAUUGUUAUCCCUUGUUUCUAACUUUUAUGCGAAAUAUGAUCGCUAAACGUGUUAUUAUUUUGUUUUCUUAAUCAUCAAUUUUUUUAAAUUUCCAGAUUUCAGAAGUUAGUCGUGUGCUUUCCAACAUUUGCAUGGUGGUUCCAGCUGGAUUGGUUUGCUUUUUCCCAUCCUAUGAGUAUAAAGAGAAAGUUGUGAAAGAGUGGUGUCAAAGUGGUGCAUUUCAAAAGAUCGAUGCCAAAAAGAAGGUCCGUAAAUUUCAAGUACAUGAAGUUGUGUGCUUGCGAAACUGUUACAUUAUUUUUACAUCGCACGGUAAUUUUGUAAUGAUGUUAUUUUGGGGUGUUAAGGGUAAUUUAUAUAUACCAUGGGUUAUUGGUUAAUUAUUGAGAGAAAAUAAUUUGGCUAUUAUUGAGGGCUUGUUAGGGGAAUCCAGAAUAAUCCAUAAUCCCAGAUAAGAUUUUAAAAUAAUCUGCAUCCGACUUUUCUAAACUUAAAUAUAUCCCUAAAAAUAGAUUUGCACAAUAAUCCAUAUAUAAUCCAAAAAUCCUAUACCAAAUAAUCCAUAAUCAAUUUUUUCACGCGCCAUGAGGAGUAAUCCGUAAUCCUGCCCUAACAGGGCAUCAAUGCUGUUCCUUGUGGUCAGAGAUCUGGAAUUGCCAUGGUUCCUAAUACACAAGAUACUGUAGUUAACAUUAAAAAUUAAUGCAUUCUUCUUCAUAUUCUCUAGUUCUAUUCCUAUCCAAGAUUCUGUAGAUUAUUAUUUACUAUGCUACUGCGUACAUAUAUAUAUAUAUAUAUAUAUAUAUAUAUAUAUAUAUAUAUAUAUAUAUAUAUAUAUAUAUAUAUAUAUAUAUAUAUAUAUAUAUAUAUAGUUUUGGUAGCGUUUUGGAACAAGGCAUUUGGAAUAACUUUUCCAUUGAAACUUUUGAUCUAAUAAACAUUCAUCACUGGAAACUAGGAAAGAAAAAACCCGACCAAACAGUAAAAAUUCAUGUGAUGAAAUGUGCUCUCGUUGUCUAGAUUUUUUCCGAACCAAAAAAGGCAGCUCAGGUGGAGCAGACCCUGGGUGAUUAUGGUAAAUUUAUAAAGGUAUAAGUAUAUAUUUGAAAUGGUCUCCGCUGUAUACCACAUCUUAAACUGUGAUCUGCAUGAGCAUGGGGCAUUGAGAUCAAAAUUACGCUUGUAUAUAUACUGUGCAUGAUGUAUGUCUGAUUUACAAGACUCUAUUUUGCAUCCUAUAUAUAGAGAUUAAUGUAAUAUGGAAAGAUUUUAUUAUCAUCUCGUUUCUAUUACACUAUAGUAUUAUAUACUGUACGACUGGCAUAAGGUUUUUACAUGGAUAUGAAACAUCGCAACUCGUUUGUGUCAUUUAAGAUAUAAGUAUACGAAUAUAAUGAUUGUAUUUAUGACAACUUUGUUCUCCUCUCAUAUUGGCACCUCUAUUGCAUAUGACAACUAUAAGACCCAUAUAGUGAUGCCUCCAUAUAUUUAUAUAGAUAACUCAAUCAAGUCAAGACAAAACUUCAACUUCUCAUAAUGGCGCCAUAUUGCUUUGUGUCGUUGGUGGGAAGAUGAGUGAAGGAAUAAACUUUUCCGAUGAUUUGGGAAGGUAUUGUUGUCUAUAUAGUACUGGUAAAAUCUUUUAGAAUACCCUGUUUUUGGCAAAAUAUAGUCUUUCAUGAGUAUUGAAUAAUUUCGGUAAUGAGAUGCACAGUUUUUUCAUUGGAUCAAAAGAUAUUCAACUGAAAACAAAUCGCCAUUUUCAAGUUCUUGUACAAUCCUAUUUUAUCAUUCUUCUUUAUCUCUUUAAGCAUGUAUUGUGAGUUGUUUUCUUUUGAUUUCAGCCAAAUAUAAAAAAAAUUUAUAACUCAAUAAUUUAUAACCAAAAUAAACCGAGUUGUGAGGUUUUCAAUAGUUGUGAUUUUUUCAGUUGAUUUAUUUCUGACCAAAUUUGAAAAUUACCCAUUGCACCAAACGCUUUCCAUAUUCCUGAAAUACUAUACAAACACCUUGCAAUAGAAUCGCCGUGCAAAAAUAAUAAUCGGGUGAAUAUGGUCACAAUUGAAAAAGUAGUAAAUUCCAUACAUUUGGUGAUGACUGUACUUCCGGUUUACAAUGCUAAUUUCAAAAACUAACAAUGAGUGGGUAAUGUCUCGCCCUAUGAUAUGUUAAAGGUGAUCUACAGUCCGAUCUGCGCAUGUGCACAAAUGAGCCCACUUUUUAUGAUACAAACAACAAUCAGGCUUUCCAAGAACUCAAAACAUAGUUAAACAACUAUGUUUUGAGUUCUUGGAAAGCCUGAUUGUUGUUUCUUGAUCAUUUAUUAUACUCUAGAAGCUUGAAAAUAUAAAUAGUUGUCGAAUAAAGCUCAAUAUUUUGGACACAAAAAUGUAAACAAAAGCUUUGUUUACAUACGGACUGUAGAUCACCUUUAAAUUAUCAUUUAAAUUAGUCGCAUUUUGAGUUAGAUAUGACUAUAUUUGUGUAACAGCCAAAAAAUAGGGUGUUCUAUAAAACGUUUGACCAGUUCUGUACGUUGUGAUGGGGCCGAAACUUUUGUUGUGCAUGUAGUCAUCGUGUGGCACCAUUUGUUUAGCUUUAUACGUUCGGUGUAUAAAUAUAAGCAUGGUUUAGGCUGUAUUUGUUCAAGCUCGUUCCUAAGUGAUGAAUGCAGAACAGAAAAUUUAGUGAUUGAUUUCGUAGUUAAAAGCUUUCCUUCCGUGUGUAUGAUUGUACGCAUUUGUUCAAGAUACUUGUGGAUAUUUGUUAAAGCCCUGGGCAUUAGAGCUCACGAGAGUAUAAGCGACUUCGGUGACGCAAGCAUGAGAACAAGCGCCUUUCGCCUUUGACAUCGUGUGUCCAAUUCUCGUUCCGAACUUAAGACAUUCAUAAGUCAAUCAUUACUCUACCGAAAGUGGUGGGUUAUCUCUCGGUACUCCGGUUUCCUCCCAUAGGGAAUGUUGACAGGAUGGAUUAAGUUUAGCCCCUAACUGACCCUUCCAUGUAGCUGUGCUUUGUGAAUUGUGAUCAUGCAGACAUAAGUCAUAAGGUUUUGGCUGCCAGAGGCGCCCAUAGAAAGCAUUCGACUUGAUCAGGUUGAGCUGCUCAAUUCAGCUUAGCUCUAAGCGGUAAAUAUGGAUGAUCAGACAUCCACACUUGCUAUAUGGGAAAGUUUUCCUCACAGUUUUCUCUACUCUUAUGCCGCGACCAAAUGAAAACAAAAGUCGUACGAAAGUUCGUGGGAGUUGAUUGCAUGGCUGCAGAAUGUAGGAAGCAAUGGAGCAACGCUACCUCCAAAGUCUAAAGGGCCAACUCCAAACCAAAAUAUACACUUGAGUAACUUGUGUAAUUCAAAACAAACUGAGUUGAAAUAUGAAUUGUGGAGUUACUGAAACAAUCAUUUAGAGCUAGUAGGUAUAACUCCAAAAAUCAUUUAGGAGGUAGGUAUCUAAGCCUGGAGUUACUGGCUAACUCCAAAAUAAUUUAGAGCUAAGUAUAGCUCCAAAAAUCAUGAAAAAGCUAAGUAUCUAAGCCUGGAGUUACUGGCUAACUCCAAAAAUUUUGUUCUCGUUCAGAGGCUAAAUUUUGAUCUGCUUGCAAUUGCGGUGCGACCCAUUCUUGAAACCUCGACCAUCGUCAUGCUCUGUUGACCGUGUGUAAGACGGGCUGUGGGUACGAGAGUGUGGCAUAGCCUAAAGGCGGUUUUCCAGUCCUAGCACGAAGCUCCUUGCAGCUCGCUGCGAGUGCUUGCAUCUAAUUAAAAUCAACUGUUUUGCAUUGUGAUUGGAUAAAAGUGCUCAUGCAUGCACUCGCAGCGAGGAGCUUCGUGCGAGGACUGGAAAACCGCCUUAACUCCAUUUGAAGAUUGGCUACCUCCACAAAAAUAAAAUCUACAGGUAUGGUUGAUUGUAUGGAUAUUACUAUGCGUAGCAAAAACUCUGAUCAACAUUUUGAACCAGCUCUAAAGGCCCGUUUACACGGGCGAUUUUUGCUGCGAUUUUAGUUGUGAUUUUCUCCUUUUGGAGGUUGUGAAAGAGUGGAUGAGUUAUAAAUGUUCCAGGCUGUCAAAUCUCAUAACAACAGCAUUAAGUAAUCUACUCCUUCACGUCUUCCCUAAGCUUUACGGACUGGCUGCAAAUGUGAAUUUUCCCUGGAUGUGAUCAUACAGUAGAUUUGUAUAAUUAACUUUGUAUUUGUUUUUCAUAAGGUGUGUGGUGGUAGUUGGCCUGCCCUUCCCAAAUAUUCAGUCACCAGAACUUAAGGAGUAUAUCUCAUAUCUCGAUGCCACUUUAGGUGUAAGUAUAUAAAUUGUCAUAUUUUAUUGCAGCAAAUUAACAUUAGAUAUAUCUAUAUGCAGGAUGAAACUGUAUGAAGCUUGUACGUAUUGCAGGUUAUAUUCUCAUGUUUGUAGAUAAUUUUAGACAUUAUUGACAUUACAGAUAGUUAUUAAGACUUAUAUAAAGUAUUGCGAACAAAAGAGCCCGCUGGCACUAGGAUCGGGGGCUCAGGAUGAGAGAAAAAGCAAAACAGUGAGAGAUUUUUAUAAAUCAAAUGUGGGAGUUUCAUGAAUUUAAGUUUAAAAUAAACAGUUUUGUCGAGUAGAAUUAUACGUUUCCGACAUGUUUCGUGCUCAAUAGGGUUAGGGUUGUGAAUCACAAUAGGUUGGAGUCAAGAUCAUGCAAAGUCGGUCAAAUUUAAUUUUUUUCUGCCCAAUAUAAAUAAUAAUAUUAGCUAGCGUUGUUUAAAUCAUUGCUACCCAAUUCACAACAAAAGUAAAGAGCAGGGAUAGAGAAGUACUAUACCUUGAAUUCACUGAAAAAGUUCUUUUUAAAAAAUACCCUAGGAAAGUCCUUCAAUUUCAUAUUCAAUAAAGUGUGGAAACCUUGGUCGAUGCAUGCACUGUGUACGAAAGCUGCAACAAAGAUGUUAGAAAACUGGGAAAAGCUUGAAAUAGACUAUUAUUGAGCAAAUGCGCAUGAAAUUCGCACCCCUAAUAUCUGCAUGUCGAACUCUUAUUCGUGGUGAAACAUAUUAUAAGAUAAGUGUCAGCUCAUGGUACAUCGUAGUUAAAUUGGAAGCAAAUAUUUAUAUAACGUUGGCUUAAUUUGGCUUACGCUCAUUGACCAGGCCUGGACUUGUAGUGUAAGGGGCGGACCAUUAGGGGGGGGGGGGGGGUGAUUCACACAAAAGAAAAAAUAUUCCCCCAAGAAAAUAUUCGCGCACCUUUUAAAUUCCGCAAAUAAAUUCCAUUACAAGCAAACGGUCGAAAGAAUUUGUGCAAGCUGAAACUUCUCCCCUCCCUCCCAUCUUUAAUACAUCUUUACUCUUGUAUUGAAUUUUCACCAAAUAAAUUGAGUACUUUUCCAACCUUGUUUUUAUCAAGCACAAAGCUGGACAACAACACUGUGAAAAUGUGUGUAUGAAGGCUGUCAAUCAAUCAAUCGGUAAAGUUUAUUAUGUAGCUAUAUUGUUUAAUCAUUUUAAUACAAGGCGGCAUGCAACAAUAUAGAAAAGCUGAACGUAAUGUUAAACGUUUGGUCGCAUGUCCUCAUAGUAAAAAUAAAGAUCUGUUGAAAAACCUUCUCUACUCGUUGAUAGUUGAUACCUUUACAGAAAUAAUAAUAUACAUGAAAAAAAUUGCCCGAUUGCCAAAAAAAAUACAGUGCCCAAAAGUGAAAGACGUAGCAAGCGCAAAAAAAAAAAUUUGAUUAAGUUUUAACUUCUGACAGUUGAAAAUUUGUAUUAAGUUGUUGUGUCAUUAAAUGAGUCAGUAAAUUAUUUAUUUCGCAUGUGUUUCAAGUGACCAUGAAUUUGCUUCUGCAUAACUGUUUUAUAUGUACUACUAAUAAGUAAUAAAUAGUAAGGUUUCUCGUGCAAUUUGGGUCAUGUAUAUUAUUAUUAAUAAGCAAUAAUAUAUGUUUGCUCGUGCACAUAAUAAAUAAUAAAUAAAUGUAUAAAAUUUACACUCGCAAACCCAUACACCUUGCAUUGGCAUCACCUCAGUUAUGAACUUGCGGUUUCGACAACUGGGCUCUGUAGCUUAGUUGGUUAGAGCGCUGCACCGGUAUCACAGGGCAGUUGCAUUUUUUGCAACUGCUCCUGCAUGGUUAGCUCUAAUAAAUCUAUAAAAUUCACACUCGCGAUUUCCAUCAACAGGCGUAAUAUUACCUACACAUAUACAGAACUAUAUUAAUGUUUUACCUUUGGUGUAUGUUGCUAUGAGUUUGUUCUUAUUGUUCAUAGGUCGAGCAAUCCGCCAUAUUAAUGAUUAUUCAACAAUAGUUUUGCUUGAUAAACGAUAUGGUCGUACAAGUGUGCAGACAAAAUUACCCGAGUGGAUUCGCUCUCGCCUGCAGACACAUACACAAUUUGGACCUGCAUUUGCUGCGUUGAGAAAAGUAAUGUAUUGAACAUAUUACAUGUUUACCGACGACUUUUACCGCAAAUAAUAAUUAAUCAUUGCAGUCGUGGACUCGUGGCAAUGGAAAUAUCUAAUUAGUUUCUAAAAUAUUCCACCAAUUCAUUUGCUCACCAAUUCCUUUGAAAAUUUGAUUACUUCCUGUGUAAUUGAUAAACCUCCUAUUGAAUGCACAAAUCACGGAAGUGGCCAUGCAGCACUGAAUCACAGAGUAUGUCUUUACUCUGUGACUGAAUGGAUGCCAGCCAAACGAUUGUAGCCACAAUGACGCCAUCAACCGCCAUGCUUUGGUGCUAAAAUGUUCGGUUUUCGAAAUUUUGCCUUGCCAUUUUCAACGCCAAAAAAGACGCCGUUACAUUUGAAAAAACACAGCAUUCGGCUUCGUUUGAUAACACAAACGUCGGGCUUAAUAAUUCUUCAUAUCAUGUUCAACCUCAUUUUAGUUAUUUGCACUGAUAAAGGUCCAUGCUUACAUAUCGAAGUUGGUUUGAAGAAAAUAAUUGUGAUGUUUCCACAGGAAGCCCAAGUCCUUAUGUCCAAGUCGUUCUUAUGCCCGCAUAGUAUUAUCCGCCUGAGCCUUUUCCUGCGCCCGCCCCUGCCCACCUGAAUAAUUAUUUUAUUUCUGGAUUACACUAUAAUUUACCGCUUUAAUUGAAAAUAUCAGUUGGCAAUUUUCAGCCAUCUGCAGUGUUUCAAUUUUAUCGCUUUUUCAGUUUUUUGUUGGUCGUUCCUUACGAAGAAAAGACGAGUCUUGAAGACUGACGUAAAACAUUGUUGUGUUCCGUUUCGUAAUAUACGGUACUGUAAUUACAAUAAUAUAUUCAAUCAGAUGUUCAAACAACUAUAUAUUGCCCGAAGUGUAUUCGACUGGAAAGACGGUAUAUUUAUCAAACUGUGUCAUGUGCAAGUAGUAAGCCAAUACCGUUUAGGACAAGGCAAAAAGAUGAACAUUGCUGCGAGAACUAAGUCAAUAACGUUCCAUGCAGAAGCAGUAAGCCAAUUUUUUUGCAAUGGACUUCUAUAUACACACUAGCUUAAAAAUCGCAUUUUUAUUCUAUAAAUUAAUAACCUCUUCACCCUGUCAAAGAUUUGCACAGGUUUAAAAUCUGGGUUAACUUUCUCCUACUCGAGCUAUACCCUCUCAACCCCCGCAUGAAAAAAUAAAUCCGAUCAUGUGAUUUUAACACUAUGUUACUCGAUAGAGCAAGACGAGGAUUUAAAACUACAUUUAGCGCAUACUCAGGAGGUGGAUAGUGCUUUUCCCGCCAUUUGAUUGGUUGCUCAGUUCCGGAAAUCCCUACACUAUUCACCUCUGGAGAAAAAACAAAAUGGCUUCCCGUUUCCUUCCGGUUACAGACGAGCAUAUUUUUGUUACUAAACGAAGCUGCCGUUAACCAAACACGAAGAAAGCCGCAAGGUUUCGUUUAACAGUGUCUAGAGGUAUUCUUUUGAAGCUAUUUCCUGAAUAAAAUUACUAAAAGCGUGGAAAUACUGUUUGCAACUAUUACGGAAGCUGAAGUACAAAUUGUUUUAAUUUUAAAAUAUUCUAGUUGGGUAUUUUUUGUCAUUUUUGUUUUGUUGUGGUAUAUACUAUUCAUAGUAACUUCCGUGAAUAAUUGAAGGUCAUUGAACGUACGUUCGAACACUG
This is a messenger RNA of Paramuricea clavata, 12257 nucleotides long. Lineage: Eukaryota; Metazoa; Cnidaria; Anthozoa; Malacalcyonacea; Plexauridae. The record is from the annotation of a GenBank genome assembly.